This is a messenger RNA of Vicugna pacos (alpaca), 3671 nucleotides long. Lineage: Eukaryota; Metazoa; Chordata; Mammalia; Artiodactyla; Camelidae. The record is from RefSeq and is a predicted model, not a curated record.
ACCACCUUAGCCCCGCUGAGUCCGUGAACGCGGCGGCUCCAGGAGUGGUUGGACGACCGGUCGACUGCCCUUGUUCAGCCCUGGUGGCAAGAAAGAAGUUAAUGCCACCGAGUCUCCAAGCCCGCCAGCCUAGAGGUCCCUGCGCGUCGGGUCCCGAGCCGGAGCUGUCAUCUCGGGCUCGGCGCAGCUUUCUCGAAAUAGAGGCCGUUUUGUCCCAGUUAGAAACGACGGCCCCUGCGGGGUUUGUACCUACUUCUGGGCCGGGCGUGCUCACGAUUCUUUUCUUCUUUUUCUUUUCUUUUUUUUCUGUGAGGUAGGUUUUUACCCGUGAAAUAGGUUCCAUUUAUAGUUCUUCACAGAGAAUUGAGAGCUUGCUCCCUUGACUGGAAGUGAGUUGCUCAGGGUCACGUAAUUUACCAGUGGCAGGUCCUCCAGUGGAAUUCAGGUCCCCUUUGUGCUCUCUCCUGAUUUUCCCACCGCAGCGUGUUCCCCGGAGGAUGGGACCCUACUUUCCAUUUGUAUGUCCUGCAGCGUUUGGCAGAGUUGCCUGGCACCUGGAAUGGAUAAAAGUGGCAGUUUUUGUUAUUUCCCAUGAGGUUGUGUAUCUGGAAUGGGAACCAUGGAAUUAAUCUAGAUUAGGACAUUCCUAAAGACAUGGAAUGGCAUUGGACAGCACCAGGAUGACUUGAAAAGAAUAUUUGAGGGCCCAGAGCUACAGAAGAGUUUGCCAACAGAAGGAUUUAUGGGAAACAAGGGAUCAGAAAUACCAGUAGAGAAACCUUUUAAAUUUCUUCAAGCAGUGGAAAAACUGAGUCUUGUUUCAAAUUAAGUAAAAUCUCUACUGAAGAGAAAUCAAAGUCUCAAAUAUAAAAAGUAUGUUUCUUAACACUAGGUGUAAAUUUAGGAAAAUAAUCACAAGGAUAGAUCUUUUUAAUAAUUUUUUAACUAUCAUAAAAAUUUUAUAAAACUUCUGAACUCAUCGCUAAGAACUGCCAUGAUUCUGAGACUCAAUAAUAUCCCAAAUUUGGAACAAUUUCAGCAAAAAAUAACAGUUGAAAAUACACUAGAUGUACUCAGGGAAGAAGAUCUGACAGUGGAAAAGUACCACUAAUGAACCCAUUAUUUACAUACUUACAGAUUACCUUGGUAAACAUAAGACACACUCAAGCUAAAGCUUAGUCUUUGGGAAUGCUGUACUGAAUGCAGUAAAAGUUGGAUUUCAUUCAUAUGGACAACAGAACCUACUUUCUUCUUCACCUAAAGAUACUAUACAGUUAUUCUCAAAUUCCAACUCUCCAGACAUUGCAGUGUCAGAGUAGCAGGUGGAUGGACUGAUGCCCAGUGAACAUUCCAUGCAGAGCAGUGUGUGCACCAUUUUCUUUUCUGGCAGUGAGGUAAAAAUCAAGUUGUUUGGAGAAGGAGACAUCACACUGGACGUCUGCUACACAGUACGACUGUCUUUGCCUUUGAAGCUUUCACACUGUCAUCUGAAGCACCACUUUUUGUUGAGAUUUAUCUUACCUGAGUCUGUUCUUGUGAGCACAUCUCACCUCCUCUCUUUUCUGUGUCGAGUUAGGGAGAGUGUGCAGACAUUCCUGUUAUUCCUGACUGAUGCUGCUAUACCUGUCAAUGGAGAGAAGAAAUGUUCAGAAGAGGGCUUCUGAAACCUGCUCAUCCAUGUCUUGCAGGAGCAAUAUGUAGACAGGGCUUUGACAGUGGCAACUUUCUGAGUUCCUAAGACCUUUGGCUCUAGACUAGCACUUUAAUCAUAAGCCCUCAUCCCUUUUAGCCCAUUACCCUUCAGGAUACAUGCCUGUGCCUUCUUGGGCUUUGGGCUAGCUUUGUGGGGGGCAGAGGGAGUUGUUUGGGGUUUUUUUUUCCAAUUCAGCAAGGUUUUUCCCCCACUGAUUGUUUGAAACCAAAUUCAGUAUGAAUAAGAGAGGGAAAUAUACAACAUUGAAUUUGGAAGAGAAGAUGAAGGUUCUAAGUAGGAUUGAAGCCGGACGAUCUCUUAAAAGUGUAAUGGAUGAAUUUGGAAUCAGUAAGUCAACAUUUUAUGACAUUAAAAAGAAUAAGAAAUUGAUUUUGGACUUUGUACUGAAGCAGGACAUGCCAUUAGUAGGGGCUGAGAAGAGGAAGAGGACAACAAGAGCCAAAUACAGUGACGUGGAUGAUGCAGUCUACAUGUGGUACCAACAGAAACGCUCAGCCGGCGUCCCUGUUCGAGGUGUGGAGCUUCAGGCUGCAGCAGAGAGAUUCGCACAGUGUUUUGGGCGGGUAGAUUUCAAAGCUAGCACUGGUUGGCUUUUUAGAUUUCGAAAUAGGCAUGCAAUUGGGAACCGGAAAGUAUGUGGGGAACAAGUCCUAAGUUCAGCUUCAGAAAACACUGAGCCAUUUCGACAAAAGCUGUCCAUGCUUAUCAAAGAGGAGAAACUAUGUCUUGCACAGCUAUACAGUGGGGAUGAGACAGACCUCUUUUGGAAGUCAAUGCCAGAAAACACUCAGGCAAGCAGAAAAGAUAUCUGCCUACCAGGGAAGAAAAUAAACAAAGAACGGUUGUCAGCUCUUUUAUGUGCAAAUGCAGAUGGAACUCACAAGUUAAAGUCAGUCAUUAUUGGAAAAGCAAAGCUGCCCAAAAAUGUGAAAGAGGACACAUGUACAUUACCUGUGAUAUACAAACCUAGUAAAGAUGUUUGGUUCACCAGAGAAUUGUUUUCGGAAUGGUUUUUUCACAACUUUGUUCCUGAGGUCAAGCAUUUUCAACUUAAUGUUCUCCGAUUCCAUGAGGAUGAUGUCAGGGCCUUGUUACUUCUGGAAAAUUCCCCAGUUCACCCUUCUACUGAAUCACUGACCAGUGAGGAUGGCCGAAUAAAAUGCAUGUUCUUUCCCCAUAACACUUCAACCUUGAUUCAACCAAUGAAUCAAGGUGUGAUCUUGAGCUGCAAACGACUUUAUAGGUGGAAGCAACUUGAGGAGAGUCUUGUAAUUUUUGAAGAAAGUGAUGAUGAGCAAGAUAAAGGAGAAAAACAAGUUUCCAAGAUUAAAAUCUACAAUGUAAAAAGUGCAGUUUUUAACUGGGCAAAGAGUUGGGAUGAAGUAAAACAAAUAACCAUAGCAAAUGCUUGGGAAAAUCUUCUUUACAAAAAGGAACUUGAAUAUGCUCUUCAAGGCUUAGAAGAUGGGGAUUAUAGAGAAAUUCUUGAGAAAUGUGAGGAGUCGGAAACCAAGCUGGAUGAUGAUAGGGUGUGGUUAAAUGGGGAUGAAGAAGAAAAGGAUAGCCCCCCAGAAACAAAAGGAGGAGGAGCUGGAGAGCAGACUGCUGAAUUUAAGUUAUCUGCUGUCAGAAAGAUUCUUGAUUUUGUUGAUGCCACACCUGAGUUUCAGAGGUUCCAUUUUAUGCUGAAAGAAAUGCAACAAGAAAUAAUCAAGAAACAGCUCCAGAGUAGAAUCCAUUCUAGAAUUGGUAGCUUUUUGAAACCUUGGCCUCAUAAGGAUUCCUUCAGUAUGCCUUCAACUUCUGGUUCUAGUAAUUAGAUUUUGUGUUUAAAGAUUUUUGCAAUUAUGUGAUAAUAUAUGAAGUAGACUUAUUGUGAAUUGUCAUUUUUUUAUUUACCUCAUUUUGCAUAUCAAUGCCCAUUUAUAUUGUUUAUAAAACAUAAAAUUUGGAAGUA